AAAAUUUCAGAUACAAUCUAUGAUGGUGAUGGUCGGAAUACAUAAACCAUGCAGGAAUUUUUAAAUAUUUGAACACUAAUUGGACCCAGUAUGAGUAAACAAUUCCAAUAUGACAACUGGAAAAUGAACAAUUUAAUAAUACAUCUUAAGCGUGAGAAGGCAGUUCUGUGAACAUCACCUUGUUUUUUUUCUACUGAGCCUUAUUGUUUCUCUUGCCCAGUUCUUUAUCUGUUUUGAAAGUAAUCCAGCUGGCAUCAUAUUUUCUUCCGUCUCGUGUAAUCAUUGGACAAGAACAACGCUUACUGCACUCCAAUGGCUGACUAAUCUAAUCUCUCACUGAUACAAGAUAUAACGAGAGCUCAGUGAGUUAAAGGAGGGAAUUUAACUGUGCUAGGCUAUUUCUUCUAGCUAAGAAAAAGUCAAUGAAGACCUGCCCCACUUGGAUCGGGUGGAAAACUCUUCAACCAACUACAUUUAAAGCCUGGGGACUGAAUUGCUCACAGGAAGGAUUCAUUUGUCAUAAAGUGUACAUUACGUCGUAGGACCUAACAAACUAUACUAUUCAGUUGGAUGAGUUCAACAAACGCCCACGUCAUCUGGCAUGGGAAAAAGAAACUGAGGACUCCACCUAAUCUCAGUAUAAACACUUUGGGAUUUGUUUUUAAUUUUUGGGAUACAGCAGGAAAACACAAGGAAUACAGAUCCAACAGGUCCUGUCAGCCUUGUUUGUUGUCAUCAUGGUGGAGAGGAGAUAUUCAAACAGAAUCCACAGGGAGGAACUGGACGAAGGUGUUGUGGAGAAACUGGCUCGGAAUUUGCCAUCAAAAACGUCUAUGUGUGACAAGGUCAAACAUUCACUCAGGUGCACUACUCCCAGAGUGAAGAGGUCCCUUCUGGGAAAGAUCCCUCUUCUGUUGUGGUUGCCUCAUUACUCCAUCAAAGAAAAUGCACUGGGUGACCUCAUCUCUGGACUCAGUGUGGGUAUCAUGCAGCUGCCCCAAGGUAUGGCGUAUGCCUUGCUUGCGGCCGUUCCUCCAGUUUUUGGCCUUUACUCCUCCUUCUACCCUGUCCUCAUCUACUUCAUCUUUGGCACAUCCAAGCACAUCUCAAUAGGAACAUUUGCAGUGAUUAGUGUAAUGCUCGGCGGGGUGACAGAGCGAUUAGCCCCAGACUCAAACUUUAUGAGGUGGAACAAUGUGACCAACGAGAGUGUAAUGGAUGUCUUCUCCCGCGAUGCAGAACGGAUCCGAGUGGCUACUGCCGUUACUUUCUUAGCAGGAUUAUUUCAGAUCCUGCUCGGCCUGGUCCAUUUUGGAUUUGUGGUGACCUACCUGUCAGAGCCGCUGGUCCGAGGUUACACCACAGGCGCUGCAAUCCAUGUUAUUGUGUCUCAGCUCAAAUACAUCUUUGGAAUCAGCCCCUUCAGACACAGCGGACCUCUCUCCUUGAUAUAUACAGUGCUGGAGAUAUGUUAUUUAAUUCCAAAGACCAAUGUUGGGACUCUGGUGCUCAGCAUUGUUGCCCUGAUUAGCCUCAUCCUUGCCAAAGAGCUCAAUACAUUCUUGAGUAAAAAAAUACCUAUCCCGAUACCUGUGGAGUUGCUUGGUAUCACUAUAGCUACGCUGGUAUCCUGGCAAGUAAAUUUACAGGAAGAAUAUGGAGUGGAUGUAGUUGGAGAAAUUCCAUCAGGCCUCCAGCCACCCAUUUUUCCGGCCGCCUCGCUCUUUGUUCAGGUGAUUGGGGACGCUUUUGCCCUGGCUGUGGUUGGCUACGGCAUUGCCAUCUCACUGGGAAGGAUCUUUGCACUGAAAUAUGGAUACAAGGUGGACAGUAGCCAGGAACUGAUAGCCUUGGGGCUCAGUAACUCCAUUGGGUCACUGUUCCAGUGUAUCACCGUCAGCUGCUCCAUGUCCCGCUCUAUGGUUCAGGAGAGUACAGGAGGAAAGACUCAGGUUGCUGGGGCGCUAUCAGCCAUUGUUAUUCUUUUCAUCACCCUGUGGAUUGGAGCUCUGUUUGAAGACCUGCCCAAGGCAAUGCUGGCUGCCAUCAUUUAUGUGAACCUACAUGGUAUGAUGAAGCAAUUCAUGGACAUACCUGCACUGUGGAGGAGUAACAAAACAGACAUGAUGGUCUGGGUUGCCACUUUCCUGCUUACUCUGCUGUUGAACCCUGACCUGGGACUUAUUGCUGCUAUUGGCUUCUCAAUGCUUACAGUCAUCUUCAGGACACAGCUACCAAAGUACUCCAGAUUAGGGCAGGUUCCAAACACAGAAGUAUAUUGGCCUUUGGAGGACACCAAUCACGUGAGAGAAGUGCCCGGUAUUUUGAUCUUCCGAUCUUCUGCUACACUCUACUUUGCCAAUGCUGAGAUGUAUCAAGACGCUCUGGGAAAGAAGUCUGGCUUUGACAUCACCAAAAUCCUGUCAGCGAAGAAGAAACUUGAAGCCAAAAGGAAAAAGUAUGAGAAGGAAAAAGCCAAAAAUCCUGCAGAGAGCAAUGUGUCUGAUAUGGUGGAGGAGCAUGAGAAGGAUGUAGCCACCAUUCAAAUGGAUUUUGAGCUUGAUCCGUCAUUUCCCAGAGCCAUCAUCCUCGACCUCAGCCCUGUCAAUUUCUUAGACACUGUGGGAGUCAAGACCUUGCAUGGUAUUGUCAAAGAUUACGGGGAAAUUGGUGUGGAGGUGGUGCUUGCGUGUUGUCAAUCUUGUGUCGUAGAUAAUCUGCAAACAGGCGGUUUCUUCAACGACAAAGUGACAAUGUCUCGUCUCUUCGCCACCGUCCAUUACGCUGUGCUUCACUGUCAGAUGGUGCAAACGUACCUCUGAGGAGAUCACAGCAACACAUUUCUGAGUGGUAUGAGAGAUAUCAUGAAGAUGAAAGACAAGAGGAUUAUACUCACUGGACUCGCAUAAGUGAGACUCGUAUGCACAGGCCAUUGAUGGGAUGAGAACCAAAACGAAAACAACAGAAUGCAAAUAAAAAUCAUUUUGGAUUUA
Messenger RNA from Phyllopteryx taeniolatus (common seadragon), 2993 nucleotides. It is a transcript of the gene slc26a6.2, whose product is annotated as solute carrier family 26 member 6. Lineage: Eukaryota; Metazoa; Chordata; Actinopteri; Syngnathiformes; Syngnathidae. Gene Ontology annotation, biological process: transmembrane transport. The transcript has 20 exons. Gene Ontology annotation, cellular component: membrane. Gene Ontology annotation, molecular function: oxalate transmembrane transporter activity; chloride transmembrane transporter activity; secondary active sulfate transmembrane transporter activity. Bases 738 to 2822 code for a protein of 694 amino acids. The record is from RefSeq and is a predicted model, not a curated record.